GACAGAGAGCCAAGAGACAGAGAAGAGGAGAGUCGUGGAGUGCCAAGCUCCUCUGCUGGCUGCAGGCUGUGUUGUUGUUGUCGUUUGGGGGUCAAGAUGAGCAGCCCGUGCCUGCUGCGCGCUGCCCCUAUAAGCCAACCCCGGCUCAGAGAGGUCAAGAUCAGCCUGAAGGCCAGCGGCAGGGAGACCGCAGCCAACCGGAGCAGCAGCGGAGGCACCAAGGAGGCUGCCAGCCGGCCCUAUGCCCCGGCAGAGAAAGAGGCCCCCGUUCGGGUCGGUGUGAGCAUCAGCCGGAGCAGGAGCACCCCGCCGGUCCACCGGGCCCAGAGAGCUGAAAGCAGGAAGACAACUAGGGGCAGCAGCAGCAGCAGGAAGCAGCAGGAGCCUGAACACCACCCGGAGAAGAACGGCACACUCCUGCAUGUCCCGGUUGCCGUGGCACCAGCGGGACUCUCCCCCCUCUCAUCAUCCUCUUCCUCAUCCUCCUCCUGCACCCCCAGACGUCAGCGGCCCUCUCACCCUCACCCUCACCCUCACCAUCCCCCCGCCCACCUCUCCUCCUCCUCUUCCUCCUCUGCUAAAAGUAUGAAGCGGGCGCGCUGGCUGAGUUACAGCACCUCCAACAUCUGCUUCAACUCCAUCCUGGAUGGACGCUUCAGGCAGCUGCAAGAUGAGCGCGAGGCAGUUCAGAAGAAGACCUUCACUAAAUGGGUCAACUCGAUCCUGUCCCGGGUCGGCUGUCGUAUCUCUGACCUCUACCUGGACCUGCGGGAUGGACGCAUGCUCAUUAAACUGCUGGAGGUGCUGUCUGGCGAACGACUGCCGAAACCCACUAAGGGCCGAAUGCGUAUCCACUGUUUGGAGAAUGUGGACAAGGCUCUGCAGUUCCUCAAAGAGCAGAGGGUCCACCUGGAGAACAUGGGCUCCCACGACAUCGUCGACGGAAACCAUCGCCUUAUCCUCGGCCUCAUCUGGACCAUCAUCCUGCGCUUCCAGAUCCAGGACAUCAUUGUGGAAACGGGCCAGGCGGACAAGAAGGAGACGCGCUCAGCCAAGGACGCUCUUCUUCUGUGGUGUCAGAUGAAAACGACGGGAUAUCUCAAUAUCAACAUCAGAAACUUCACCACCUGCUGGAAAGACGGCAUGGCCUUCAACGCUCUCAUACACAAACACCGACCAGAUCUGGUGGACUAUAACAAUCUGAAAAAGUCCAACCCGACCCACAACCUCCAGAGCGCCUUCAACAUAGCAGAGCAGCAGCUUGGCGUGACCAAACUGUUAGACCCCGAAGAUGUGUUCACAGAGAACCCAGAUGAAAAGUCCAUCAUCACGUACGUCGUGGCAUUUUACCACUACUUCUCGAAGAUGAAGCAGCUCGCCGUCGAGGGCAAGAGAGUUGGAAAGGUUCUGGAUCACGCCAUUGAGACGGAGAAGAUGAUCGACAAGUAUGAGACGCUGGCGUCAGACCUGCUGCCGUGGAUCGAGCAGACCAUCGUCGUGCUGAAGAACCGGAAACUUGCCAACUCGCUGACUGGAGUCCAGCAGCAGCUUCAGGCCUUCAACACCUACCGCACUGUAGAGAAGCCGCCCAAGUUCCAAGAGAAAGGAAACCUUGAAGUGUUGCUGUUCACCAUCCAGAGUCGGAUGAGGGCCAACAACCAGAGAGUCUAUACGCCUAAAGAGGGCGCCCUGGUGGCGGAAAUCAACAGGGCCUGGGAGCGUCUGGAGAGGGCGGAGCACGAGCGGGAGAGCGUCCUGAGAGACGAGCUGAUCAGACAGGAGAAGCUGGAACAGAUGGCGAGAAGAUUCGCAAGGAAGGCGGCCAUGAGGGAGACCUGGCUGCUGGAGAACCAGAGACUCGUGGCUCAGGAUAACUUUGGUUAUGACCUGCCAGCAGUGGAGGCAGCGAAGAAAAAGCACGAUGCCAUCGAGACGGACAUCUCUGCGUAUGAGGAGCGUGUUCAGGUCUUGGUGAACAUCUCAAAGGAGCUGGAGUCUGAGCGAUACCAUGACACUAAACGCAUCGACGUGCGAAAAGACAACAUCCUGCGCCUGUGGGACUACCUGCAGGACCUGCUGACGUCUCGUAGGGCGCGUCUGGAUAAAAACCUGACCCUGCAGAGGAUCUUCCAGGAGAUGCUUUACAUCAUCAGCUGGAUGGAUGACAUGAAGGCUCGCCUUCUGCCUCCUGACCUUGGGAAACACUUGCUUGAAGUGGAAGACCUGUUACAGAAACACGCUCUGUUGGAGAAUGACAUCGCUCUGCAGGCGGAGAGAGUGCAGAAGGCCAGUGCUGCAGCUCUCAAGUUCGCCAACGGAGAUAGCUACAAGCCAUGUGAUCCUCAGGUGAUCCGUGGCCGGGUGCAGCACCUGGACUCGUGCUACCAGGAGCUCUGUGCCCUGGCAGCCCAGCGGAGGGCUCGCUUGGAGCAGUCCCGCCUCUUCUGGAACUUCCUGUGGGAGGUUGCGGAGCUGGAGAGCUGGAUCAGAGAGAAGGAGCACAUUUUCUCCUCCUUGGAUUAUGGAAAGGACCUGACGAGCGUGCUGGUGCUCCAGAGCAAACACAACGCCUUCGAGGACGAGCUCGGAGCCCGCCACGCCAACCUUGACCAAGUCAAGUCCGAAGGAGAGAAGAUGAUCGAGGCCAAGCACUAUGGCUCCCCGAAGGUUCAAGAAUGUAUGGACGACAUCAAGAGGCAAUGGCAGCAGCUGGAGGAACUGGCUGCGUUCAGGAAACAGAACCUCCAGGACACCCAGAGGUUCUUCCAGUUUCAUGGAGACGCUGAUGAACUCAAGGCCUGGUUGCUGGACACAAAGAGGCAGAUGAGCAGCGAUGACGUGGGCCACGACGAGUACACCACCCAGCGGCUACUGAAGAAGCACAAGCACCUGAAGAAUGAAACAAUCAAGAACGGAGCCACCAUAGAUGCUCUAUCCAAACAGGCCUAUGCGCUGCCAGAGGAGCUACAAAACACCCCUGAUAUCCAGAGACGUCUGAAAGACAUUAAGGACCUGUACAUGGAGCUCAUGUCUCUGGCCGACCUGAGACAGAAGAAGCUAGAUGACGCUAUGGCCCUGUACACCAUCUUCAGUGAGACAGACGCUUGUGAGCUCUGGAUGGGCCAGAAGGAGACGUGGUUGGUGGGUUUAGAGGUGCCUAAGAAGUUGGAGGAUCUGGAAGUAGUACAGAAUAGGUUGAGCAUUCUAGCUCAAGAUAUGACAAAUGUUCAGUCGAGAGUGGAUGACGUCAACAAAGCCGUGAAACAGCUUGAGGACAGCAGACAUCCUCGCACAAGAGAGGUCAAAGAAUGGCAGACGCGACUGAAUAAGAGGUGGGAGGCCUUCAAGGCCAUGGUGGAGGACAAGAAGAGGAAAGUGGAUUCUGCUGUUAGUCUGAACAACUACGAGAUGGAGUGUGACGAGACAGAGUCCUGGAUCAAAGACAAGACACGAGUGAUCGAGUCCACGCAGGACUUGGGCAAUGACCUGGCAGCUGUCAUAACCAUCCAGAGGAAACUAUUUGGCAUGGAGAGAGAUUUGGCCGCCAUCGAAAACAAGCUUACCUUCCUGACGAAAGAGGCCGAACAGCUGGCUGAGGACCAUCCGGAGAACGCUGAUGAAAUCUUGGCCCGCAGAAGGGCGCUGGACACGGCCUGGGACACGCUAAGACAGACCCUGAAAGACCGAGAGGACUCUUUGGGUGAGGUCAGCAAGUUACAGAGCUUCCUCCAAGAAAUGGAUGACUUCCAGUCCUGGCUUUUCAAGACCCAGAAGUCCGUGGCUUCAGAGGAAAUGCCGGGCACGCUGCCGGAGGCCGAGGAGCAGCUCAGCCUUCACGACGCCGUGUGUGAAGACAUAAACAACCACGAAGAGGACUAUCACCGUGUGAGGGACACCGGUGUCCAGGUCACCCAGGGUCAGGAGGAUGAUCCUCAGUACCAGCAGCUGGAGCAGAGGCUGAACGGGCUGGACCGUGGUUGGGUUGAACUGCAGAAGAUGUGGGACAGCCGUAAGGGCUUCCUGGAGCAGGGUCUGGGCUUCCAGCAGUUCAUGAGGGAUGGGAAGGCUGUAGACACCAUCCUCAACAACCAGGAGUACACGCUGGCCCACAUAGACAAGCCCGACACCUUGGCUGGAGCAGAGACAGCUUUGAAGAAGCAUGAGGACUUUUUGAGCACCAUGGAGGCCAAUGAGGACAAGAUCGACGGCGCUCUGCAAGGCGGGCAGCGGCUGGUGGACGGCAACAACCUGUACUCGGGGAAAGUGCAGGACAAAAUGGAGUCAAUCCGAGACAGGCAUAACAAGAAUAAGAGAAGAGCCCAGGAGGUGUCAGAAAAGCUCGGAGACAACCGUGGCCUGCAGCACUUCCUGCAAAACACUCAGGAUCUGACCGUGUGGAUCAACGAGAAGAUGCUGACGGCUCAGGACAUGUCGUACGACGAGGCCAGGAACCUGCACAGCAAGUGGCUGAAACAUCAAGCCUUCAUGGCUGAGCUGGCCUCCAACAAGGACUGGCUCAACAAAGUAGACCAGGAGGGUCAGGAGCUCAUGGAGUCCAAGCCUGAGUUUGAGCCCAUCGUGAAGGAGCAUCUGGCCAAACUGCACGAGCUGUGGGACAAGCUGGAGUCCACCACCCAGGAGAAAGCCCGGCUGCUGUUUGACGCCAACCGCUCCGAGCUUCUCGACCAGAGCCUGACCGAUAUGAAGAAGUGGCUCGGGGGUCUGCAGCAGCAGCUACACAGCGGAGACGAGGACGUCAGAGACCUGACGAAAGCCAACAUCCUGCUCAAGAAGCAUCAGAUGACGGAGAACCAGGUGCGUAACCGGACGCGGGAGCUGGAGGAGCUCCAGGAGGCCGUCAGCAAGCACGGCGGAGGCAGCGAGGACCAGCCGGAGCUGGAGGCCGAGCAGCAGGCCCUGCAGAGAGACUUCCAGCAGCUCCUCACACCGCUGGCCCAGCGCAGGGGCAAGCUGGAGGCGGCCAAGGCUGUGCACCAGUUCUACAGAGACCUGGCCGAUGAGCUUCUGUGGAUUGAGGAGAGGAUGCCUCUGGCGAUGUCCCAAGAGCACGGCCACAAUCUUCAAACUGUGCAAAUGCUGCUGAAGAAGAACCAGACGUUGCAGAGGGAGAUCGAGGGCCACGAGCCUCGCGUCGACGAAGUGCUCGAGCGAGGAAGGACGAUGGCGGCGGCCGCCAGCGCAGAGGGCAGACCGGAGGCACAGCGAAUCGCCAACCAGCUGAGGGAGCUGGAGGAGGCGUGGGCCCGGCUUCAGGACGAGAUGGCCAAGCGCAGGGAGAGGCUGAGCGGCUCCAGCUCGGCCCAGCAUUACUACAACGACGCGGAAGAGGCCGAAGCCUGGAUAGGGGAGCAGGAGCUCUACAUGAUCGCGGAUGAGAAGGCCAAGGACGAGCAGAGUGCCAUGCUGAUGCUGAAGCGCCACAUGGUCCUUAAGCAAGCGGUGGACGACUAUGCCGGCUCCAUUCAGAGGCUGGCUGACCGUGCCCAAACAAUGUUUGCGGAGGACCAUCCUGAUGGUGAGGAGAUCAUCAGGAGACAGGGCCAGGUGGAUAAGCAGUACGCAGGGCUGAAGGAGCUGGCGGAGGACCGCAGGAAGAAGCUGGAUCACACCUUCCACCACUUCCUGCUGAGCCGAGAGGUGGAGUACCUGGAGCACUGGAUCACAGAGAAAGACAUGGUGGCCUCCUCGCAGGAGAUGGGCCAGGACCUGGACCAUGUCACGCGUCUGAGGGAUAAAUUCCGAGAGUUCGCACGGGAGACGGGGAUGGCGGGUCAGGAGCGCGUGGACAUGGUCAACGAGACGAUAGACGACCUGAUCGAGGCCGGCCACGCGGAGGCAGCCACCAUGGCCGAGUGGAAGGACGCCAUCAACGAGAGCUGGGCAGAUCUGCUGGAGCUCAUCGACACUCGCUCUCAGCUCCUCACUACAUCUUACGAACUGCUCAAGUACUUUGACGACGGGAAGGAGCUCGUGGCUCAGAUCCAUGACAAGCAGAAAGAGCUGCCCGAUGACGUAGGAGAGGACUUCAGCAAAGCCGAGUCCUUCCACAGGAUGCACGCCGCCUUUGAGAGAGACAUCACCGCUCUAGGCAAACAGGUUCAACAGUUCCAGGAGACGGCUUCGCGGCUUCACGCCCAGUACGCGGGGGGCCGAGCGGACGACAUCCAGGCCACAGAGCUGGAGGUGGUCGACGCCUGGAAGGGCCUGCUGGACGCUUGCGACGGCCGCAGAGUGCAACUGGUGGACACGGCUGAGAAGUUCCGCUUUUUCACCAUGGUGCGAGACUUGAUGGCGUGGAUGGAGAGCACCAUCCAGCAGAUAGAGACUCAGGAGAAACCCAGGGACGUCUCAUCCGUGGAGCUCCUGCAGAAGUACCACCAGGGGAUCCGCUCGGAGAUCGAGGCCAGGGGAGCAAAUUUCACCGACUGCACAGACCUCGGAAAAGCCCUCCUGACACGCAGGCACCGAGACUCUGCUGAGAUCAAAGAGAAGAUGGUGCAGCUGAUGGAGAAGAGGAAGGAGAUGAUGUUCAAGUGGGAUGACAGAUGGGACUGGCUCAGACUCUUGCUGGAGGUGUGUCAGUUUGCGCGGGACGCCUCUGUGGCGGAGGCCUGGCUGAUCGCUCAGGAGCCCUACGUGUCCAGUAAAGACCUCGGACACACGGUGGACGAGGUGGAGAAACUCAUCAAAAGGCACGAGGCCUUCGAGAAAUCCACCGCCACUUGGGAAGAGCGCUUCUCUGCACUGGAGCGCUUCACUACGCUGGAGUUGUUGGAGCUGAGGAAUCAGCAACAGGAGAUGGAGAAGUUCAUUAAAGAAGAGCAGCUCUCAGAGAAGGACAGCAGGAGAGAAGACACAGGUUUUGUAGAAGACUCUUCACAACUCUGCACUAUCGAGGAGCAGACUGUGUCUGGUUUCGAUGCCGUUGAGCCCAGUUCAGGUUUGCAGGAGAAGACGGCCGGUGACUCCACUGUGCUCUUAGUGUCGGAAAUGAGAGAGAGCGGUUCUCUGGAGCUGGAACCGUCUGUGUCAGUAAUGACCCAGGAAGAGCCAGAGAGGGCCGCCACCAUGCCCCUGGAGACCCUCCGAGCCCACACCGUGCUGCAGGAGGGAACGCUGAGCCGCAAACACGAUGUGGACGGCUCAGGGAAGAAGGCUUCAAAUAGGUCGUGGAACAACUUGUACUUUGUGCUGAAGCCGGGUCAGCUCUCGGCCUAUAAGGAUGUCAAGAGCUUCGGCCACGGGUUGACGUAUCACGGGGAGAACCCUUUGUCCCUCAGCGACGCCAGCUGGGAGAUCCUCACCAACUACAAGAAGAAGAAGCACGUCUUCAAACUACGUCUCGGAGACGGCAGUGAAUAUUUGUUCCAGUAUAAAGACGAGGACGAGCUCCAGCGUUGGAGCCAGGCCAUGGAGAAGGCCGUUCAGCCUCUGGCAGCGGAGGAGGCGUCGGGGCCCUCAGGGGCCAAAGCCCACAGCCUGCCCCCUCCCUCCUCCUCAACUGCCCUCCCUGAGCCCAGCUCUGCCAAAAAAGAAAAGGAGAAGAAGUUCAGUCGCUCUGCCAAGAAGAAGUGAGAAGAGGAUGAGACGGUCAUUGGGAGGAGAGAGAGAGGGGGAGGGGGGAUGUUGCCUUGGCAACCUGGAAAGAGAAAGUAGUAUUUGUGUACAAUCAGUCAAAGCCAGCUUUUUAAUCACUAGGUUUCUUUUUAUAUUAUUUAGCGAGAAUGAAGAUAAAUAUUGUAGUUGAGGUUAAAGCCUGUAUUUAAGCCGGUGUGUCGUUGCAAAGGUCCACUUUAUUUUUCUUUGUGUUCUUUUCAAACAAAUUCAAAGCAAUUCAAUUAAAAGCACAGGAAUGCUCCUUUUACACUCAACCAAAGAACGUUUGUAACACUUUUCUUUAGCUUUCAGUGUGUUGCGCUUUGAUAUAGCCAUGUACAAUACGAAGGCCUGUAAUGAACAGAGACUCAAGAGUACUUUUAAUAACCUGCCUUAUACAAUGGUUGUGAACUGUAAUACUGUGCUGUUUGAAUUUGGAGCACUAAAUGCUACUUCUAGAACCAGAGUGAGUUUAACGGGCUUUAAAGAGCUUUGUAAAUGCGGCGUAAGGACUUUGGUGAUGAGCAACGCGUAGUGUAGUGCAACACACACUCACACACACACACACACACACACACACACACUAAGUGUAAUUGCAGGCAUGCAAACUAAAUGCUCUAUGCACUGUGAAGAGUUUGACUGUUGAGGUUUUUAAUUGGUAACUGAUGACGUACGAGCGGUCGAGAGACCACGAUCGGUCAGUUUUGAAUACGGAUCUCGUCGGGUUGUAUUCUCAACCGAGCGGCGGUCGUAGUUAUUUCUGUGAACUUGAAAUAUAUUCAACACUCGUGUAUUGAACCCUAAAUUUCUAUCUAUUCAUUAACAUAUAUACAUAUACAGUAUAUAUAUCUACAGAUGCAUGACGUAUGUUUUACAUCAGUUUGGUGCUAUUGUGAUAUUCUUGAACCUUCAGUCAAGAGCAACUUGACCUGCCUUAUUUGUCUUCAACUUUGGCUCGUAGGGACACGCGUAUGGAAAUAUAGUAUCGUGUCAGCGUAUAUCUGAGGGGUGUUUCAUAAAUUAAGUUAAAAUUUAUUUUUUUAAAUGAACAAAACCACAAAUCCUGUGCAAGUAAAGUGAACUUUCUUUGGUUAAUAGGCGCUAAAAAUGUAUAAGAUGCUGUUUAACAACUUUGAAAGCGCUAGCAAAUAGCAUUUAUAGAGACUAAAGUUCUCAACAGACAGCCUCCAUAUGCUGAAAUGACCUACAGAUUAAAUACCUACAGGCUAGUCUGGAAGGAGACGUUUCAAAUGUCACCUCGGUGAGAGGAAAAACCUAAUCUGACUUUAUGAAACACCCCUCUGUGUCAAAUCAAAGACAAUAAGUUUUACAGUACCGGCCAAAGUCUAGGACAAGCUGUGGGUCGGAUGAAUCUUGACUGCUCUUCCAAACCACACAACAGGACCAGGCAUGCUCUAUAUAUCUAAGAAGGUGAGGGUCUUGCAGCAGCAGUAUGGAGCUGAGGGACUGUGUCUUUUUAAUAUGAAUGUAAAAAAGGAGGAGGAGAAGAAGGAAGUGGAAAAUUUGGUACGUUUCAACAAUAAAGCCAUUAUAGAAUAAGAAAUUCUAAUCGAUACAGGGAAUAUAAAGUAUGUACAGUAUUUGGAACUGCAUUUCUAGAUGUUCUCGUCACAUUGCACUCUCCCACUGCCGCCUUGCCUUUGUACUGCGUGUCCCUGAACUGUGAUCCGACUCAAGUGACCUCAUGAUGGACGUCAGGAGGAAGAGGACAUAAAGGUAGCAUCGUGAUCUCCGUCUAGAUCAACAAAAGGGUCAAAUUAGUCGUCAACAUGUGAUCUUCUUGUGGCCGUCUAAACAAGGAGCAUAUGUUUCUGUGUGGGCCAGAAGAACAUCACUCCUGCGCUACUGGUACCAGUACUCCCAACUCCUGUUGUUGCAUCACAUGUACUCUGUCACUAUAGUAACUCAGAUUCUGACACUUCCUGUCACCUCCCUCCACUUUGUUUAAUCCUACACUCCUUCCUAUCUGCCUUUUCUGUUCGGUGGUUUUUAAUCUGCAUUUUGUACUCUCUAGCUAUGUAAAAUAUCCAGAAAAUGUUGACAAGAAAUACAUUUUGAGAGAAUAAACUUUAAAAUAAACUCCUGAAACUAUA
This is a messenger RNA of Cottoperca gobio, 9731 nucleotides long. It is a transcript of the gene sptb, whose product is annotated as spectrin, beta, erythrocytic. Gene Ontology annotation, molecular function: actin binding; structural constituent of cytoskeleton; phospholipid binding. Lineage: Eukaryota; Metazoa; Chordata; Actinopteri; Perciformes; Bovichtidae. The record is from RefSeq and is a predicted model, not a curated record. The coding region runs from base 97 to 7596 and encodes 2499 amino acids. The transcript is spliced from 36 exons. Gene Ontology annotation, cellular component: spectrin.